AAAUGAAGUACUGUAUGCACUAGUAGGAAGCGUUUAUCAAUAUGGCGCUGCUGCAGGUCCUGCCUCUGAUUUAGAACAUUCUAUGAAUCUCUUAACUUAAGCUUGAUAUGACUAGAGGAGUUUGUUUCAUUUAUGACUGUUGGUAUAUACAUCAAAAAUCAAAAUUACAAAGGCAUUAAGUUUAUUAAUGUUAUUGUACACACAGACAUUCGACAACGCCAUCUACUGAUCCAAUGUCGAAAUAUUCAUCUCUUCGAAUUUCGAUUACAUCUUAACUUUAUAAUAUACAUAUUCAUUAAAUAUAAAAGAGGCCAAAGGAGUAGAAUGUAAUUUAAUCAAAAGUUUGUAAUUUUGUUGACAGAGUUCAAAACUAAGAAGUGAAAAUUGAUUUCAUAUACUGUGUUAAUAUUCCUACAGUUCACAAAUAAUUCAUUUCAUAACAUGUUAAGUCUCAACUAGGUAUAAGGGAUUCGAUAUAUAUUUCCCUUGCAACUAGAUAUGCCUUGGCCUAAUCUUUGCAACAACAUCAUUGGUUAAAGAUAAAAGAUGUCUCUUAAAAUCAAAUGUAAAACACCUAGAGCAAUGCCAGCAGAAGCAGUUUUGACAAGAAGCAAAUUGGCACAGUUGAAACAAAACAAAAUCCAAAAAAAAGUAAAGAUUCCUGAAAAUGAAUCAUUGAGACUUAAAAAUGGAAAACGAAAAAUAUCUGUGGAUAAAGUUCAAUGUAAAGAACUUCAACCAGAUAAAGUAAAGAGAAAAAUUGAGCUUAAGAAGGUGAAGCUAAACCCAAAACAUAAUCAAAUAGUUAUAGCAGAUAUGAAAAAAUGUAAUAAACGAAAACAGAAUGUCCCUAAGAGAGAUGUCCCACAAGCAAGUUUUAAAGUAGUGAGCACCCCUCCCAGCGACAAUGAAAAAUCUGUAUUUGAAUUAAUAACUCUUGUAGAUGGGACACAAGAAAUGGAUGAUGAUGAUUUUCUUGAAAUACUGACAUGUCCCAGCCCAGUUUGGUGGGAAGAUCCACCACCUGGAUAUUCUGAAGAUCCAAUAUCAGUAGAAUAUAAAGUCAAGAAAGAAAAACCAAGUAGGGAAGAUAACCAGAAAGUCAAAAAAAUUGAAAUGAACAUUACGAAGGAAAAUUUCAUUGAGGAAAACAAUACAAGUGUCCGUAAAGAUAACAAAAACAAUGGAAAAUUUGUUAAUAAAUCUAAAAACUUAGAAACUUUGUUAGGUUAUAUUAAAAAUAGAAAGCAUAAAUCUGCAAAUGUCUGUGACAGUAUAAGAAAAAAUGAACUUAGUAUAAAUAUAAAUGAAUUAAAAGAAAAUAAUGAAGUUAGUGAAAAUGACAAGGUAAUGAAAAAUGAUUUUGAUGACAAAUCAAAAAAUGAAAUUAAACCUAUAAUCAAUGAAUUAAAUCUAGAAAAAAGUAUAAAAAUUGAUAAUUUAUCUGAAAAUGCAAUCAAAGUUACGGAAAGAAGAAGUCCUUUAUGUAUAGAUCUUAAUUCAGAUGAAACAGACCAUGAAGACUUAAUGAAUGUGUCGCUUGAUGACCAUUCAUUAUUCUUUUUGGAAAAUAUAGAAAUUCCCAUUGUAAAUGAGUUAUGAAUUAAAUAGAUGCUAUGAAUUAUUAAUAUCUUCAGUUUAAACUACCUGUUUUGAGACACCCAAAUAACCAAUGGUUCUGAUUGAUUAAACAAUGGUGAUGAAUUCAUCUCUGCAGGAAAAUUUAUUUAUUUCAAGAAAUUUGAAUUUUUCAAUUUCCAACUGGAAUGUUAUUUUUUUUUUAGAACCAGGUAUUAUUGU
This is a messenger RNA of Pieris rapae (cabbage white), 1800 nucleotides long. RefSeq lists its product as uncharacterized. The transcript is spliced from 4 exons. The record is from RefSeq and is a predicted model, not a curated record. Bases 547 to 1602 code for a protein of 351 amino acids. Lineage: Eukaryota; Metazoa; Arthropoda; Insecta; Lepidoptera; Pieridae.